ACCCCGCACAUUCGCAACUAUUUCGUUCUUAGGUUAAACAUUUUAUUCUUGUGUUUCACUUUGAUUGUCUAAUUUACGUGCCUGGGAUACAGCUUCUGCGGGACUAGAGUCGCUAGAAACCUUUUUGUAGUGCAUUUGAGCAGCACUGAAGAUGGCUCCAACCAUCCAAACUCAAGCACAGCGCGAGGACGGCCACAGGAGUUCUACCCACAGAACUAUCCCGGAGAGGUCUGGUGUCGUCUGUCGUGUGAAAUACUGCAACAGUCUCCCUGACAUCCCCUUUGACCCGAAGUUUAUCACAUACCCCUUUGACCAACACAGGUUUGUGCAGUACAAGGCAACGUCACUGGAGAAACAGCACAAACAUGAGCUGUUAACAGAGCCAGACCUGGGAGUGACCAUCGAUCUCAUCAACCCAGACACAUAUCGCAUAGACCCCAACAUUCUUUUGGAUCCAGCUGAUGAGAAGCUGCUGGAGGAGGAAAUCCAGGCACCGUCCAGCUCUAAGAGGUCUCAGCAGCAUGCCAAAGUUGUGCCCUGGAUGAGGAAAACGGAGUACAUUUCCACUGAGUUCAACCGUUAUGGCGUUUCCAACGAGAAAGUGGAAGUCAAGAUCGGCGUGUCGGUGAAACAGCAGUUCACUGAGGAGGAGAUCUACAAGGACAGAGACAGUCAGAUCGCCGCCAUUGAGAAGACAUUUGAAGACGCCCAGAAAUCGAUAACUCAGCACUACAGCAAACCCAGGGUCACGCCCGUGGAGGUACUGCCUGUCUUCCCUGACUUUAAGAUGUGGAUUAACCCCUGUGCCCAGGUCAUCUUUGACUCUGACCCUGCACCCAAAGACGUGUCCGGGGGAGCAGCUGUGGAUAUGAUGUCACAGGCUAUGAUCCGGGGUAUGAUGGAUGAGGAAGGAAACCAGUUUGUGGCGUAUUUCCUGCCCAAUGAGGAAACACUGCGUAAGCGCAAGAGAGAUCAGGAGGAAGAUUUGGAUUACAUGCCUGAAGAAGUGUAUGACUACAAGAUAGCCAGAGAGUACAACUGGAAUGUGAAGAACAAGGCCAGUAAAGGCUAUGAGGAGAAUUACUUCUUCAUCUUCAGAGACGGGGAUGGUGUUUACUACAACGAACUGGAGACCAGAGUGCGUCUGAGUAAGAGGCGUGCUAAGGCUGGAGCCCAGUCCACCACUAACGCGGUGCUGGUGUGUAAACACAGAGAGAUGAAUGAGAAAGAACUGGAGGCUCAGGAGGCCCGUAAGGCUCAGCUGGAGAACCAUGAGCCUGAGGAUGAGGAGGAAGAUCUGGAUCUGGACAAAGACACCCAGGACUCUGGCGAUGAGAAAGACAAGGGCAGCGACAGCGAUAACUCGGGCAGCGAGUCUGACCGCGACGAGGACGGGGACAGGCGCGGCAGCGGUGAGGAGGAUGAAGAUGACGAGGAGGAGGAGGAGGGAGGUAAACCGCGCAGGAGGAAGGCCAGCGCCAGCGGGAGUGAAAGCGGAGAGGAGAGGAAGAUUCGCGACGAGGAGGAGAUCUUCGGCAGCGACGACGACAGCGAUGAAGACGAGCAGAAGAACGGCGGGCGGAGCAGCGGGCGGAGCAGCGGGGAGGAGGAAGGCAGCGGCAGCGAGGAUGAGGACGGCGACAGAGGCAGGAGGAGCGGCAGCGGAACUCCCGCCCACAGCAGCAGCGAUCACUCUGACGCAGGACAGCAGAGCGGCAGCGAUAGGGCCUCGGACUCGAGUGACGGCAGCGACAGCGAAUGAGAGGCCAGGGAACGCGCCUUUGUCUCGCUCACUGAUCUUUCCCAGUCUAACCGCGCUCGUUUUUAAAGACAGAGUUAUGUUUCUUCCGAAUUGGUUUAAAUUGAACACUUUCCAUCUCAAAUUGUAUCUCCUGUUCCUCCACUAAAUGUUUUUUUUGUUUUGUUUUGUUUUUGUAAAACUCAAAAAUUGACAUUUGGAUCUCUUUAAACCUUGCAGCAAGCUCCGAUUGGCCAAAUGCAUUUUGUGUGUGUGUGUGUGAGAGAGAGAGAGAGAGAGAGAAAGAAGGAGGGGCCAGUGAUGUCAUAACAGAACCUUUGGGGCUUGUAGCCAGACGCUGGCUUUCACCGGAGUGCCCCAGAGCUGCAGUUCUUCUGAAUGUUUUGGGGUUUUGUUUUUUUCUUCGGCUGCGGCUGGAUUUUGUCGAGUCCCUGUUUAUCGUCCUCGUGUGAGCUCUUGCAACGCUCAGGAGGAGGAACUCAAAUACAAAAAAACAAACGAGUUGUACAGGCCUCUGAAGUCCAGCUGUUUCUCAGCUCUGUUUAAAAAGGCCUGGUGCACUUCACACUGAGCAGAUCCACUGAAUGAAAUCUAUGCCAAUACCAAUACACCAUCCUUAUGAAAUGGAUCUUUGUUGUUGUUUCCUGACAUUUUUAUCUCAGAUCUCACCCUCUUUCUGAACUGAACUAGAUGAGAUCUCUGGCGUCAUGACAUAAACUGACUUGUCCACUAUGGGGAGAAAUAUCCAGCUGAUGGUAAUUUGUUUGUUUGUUUGUUUUUUUAAUUCAGUAGUCAUCGUUUUAGUGGAUUUGAACAAAGCACAUUAAAGACGGCUCUUAUCCCUCCUGUGCUGAGAUCCUGCAGACACAGGGUGACUGUAAGACACAGAGAUCCUGCAGACACAGGGUGACUGUAAGACACAGAGAUCCUGCAGACACAGGGUGACUGGCAGACACAGAGAUCCUGCAGACACAGGGUGACUAUAAGAGUGUUGUUUGGUGAGGCCCAGACGGGCCAGGUUCUCUGCUGGCUCGUACCUCAGCCACACACUCUUCCCCUGAAAACGGAGCGGAACCACACCUGAACCCACACCUCACGGCCCCUCCCCUCUUUCACUGUGGCCCGUUCUUUUGUAAGCGCAGUGUCCGUGUAAACCCAGCGUUUUUCAGCGUGUCUCGUUACCGUGUAAGCUCUGUAAAUAAACAAAUAAAGACUAAA
Messenger RNA from Chanos chanos (milkfish), 2977 nucleotides. RefSeq names its product PAF1 homolog, Paf1/RNA polymerase II complex component (gene paf1). Gene Ontology annotation, biological process: transcription elongation by RNA polymerase II. The record is from RefSeq and is a predicted model, not a curated record. Gene Ontology annotation, cellular component: Cdc73/Paf1 complex. The coding region runs from base 152 to 1762 and encodes 536 amino acids. Gene Ontology annotation, molecular function: chromatin binding; RNA polymerase II complex binding. The transcript is spliced from 14 exons. Lineage: Eukaryota; Metazoa; Chordata; Actinopteri; Gonorynchiformes; Chanidae.